Pocillopora verrucosa is the source of this 1736-nucleotide messenger RNA. Its product is annotated as hexosaminidase D. NCBI's taxonomy places the organism in Eukaryota, Metazoa, Cnidaria, Anthozoa, Scleractinia, Pocilloporidae. The record is from RefSeq and is a predicted model, not a curated record. Gene Ontology annotation, biological process: carbohydrate metabolic process. Gene Ontology annotation, molecular function: hexosaminidase activity.
UCUUUAACCAGAUUCAUCUCUUAGUCGAUGAACUUCGCAGCUUAAGCGCGAAACAAAAGAUGUUAUUUCAUUUUCCUUCGUUUGUUUUUUUCUGGGUAGGAACUUUCAGUGUCAGAUGGAGCCAGUUGAAAGCCCUAGACUUAUCCCAGUGCAAUGAUACUGAAGCCCUAGUGAAGCGUCUUAUGUUUGAAUUGUCGAGGACGAGAAGAGAAGCAUAUGAAGCAAAAGUUGAGCUUCAUCAGACAAAAGAAAUAUUGUACAAUAUCACAACGAAAAUGCACGCUCAGCAUCUCGGGGACACGUCUCAGAAGGGUGACGCAAGGAAAAAAUUUAAUGGACACAAGCUUGUUCAUCUGGAUCUUGGUGGUGCACCUCCAAAUAUGACCUACCUACUGCAGUUGCUACCACAUUUCGUUAAAUGGGGUGCCACAGGGCUCCUUAUCGAAUACUCUGAUACUUUCCCAUACAAUGGACAGCUCCAGGUGAUUCAAGGACCCAAUGCAUACAGCAAAGACGAUAUUACCAUACUGGUGAAAGAAGUAAUGCAACACAACCUUACAGUCAUACCGCUGGUGCAGACAUUCGGCCAUCUUGAGUUUGUUUUAAAGCAUGACGAAUUCAAACAUCUUCGCGAGACUGCGAAAUACACCAACUCAGUUUGCCCCAAAAAUCCAGAGUCUGCAGAUUUAGUCAGAGAAAUGAUAGACCAAGUGGCCGCACUACAUCCUGGAAUCAAGUGGUUUCAUGUUGGAGCUGAUGAAGUUUGGAAUUUGAAAACUUGUCGCACUUGUGCAGACGACCAAAGAAACAAGAGCAUGAUAUUCUUGGAGCACAUGAUACCUGUUCUUCAGCAUGUGCGGAGUAAGGGAAUUACUCCAAUAAUGUGGGAUGAUAUGAUGAGAGAGUGGAGCAUCGAAUUUCUCAAAGCCAUCGGAAAAUUGGCAGAGCCUAUGAUUUGGUAUUAUAGGACUGACCUAAGAAGACAUUUUGCGAAGGAGAUGUUUCAAAGGUACCUUGAAGCUUUCCCCAAGAUUUGGACUGCUAGUGCAUUUAAGGGUGCCACCGGACCGAAUUCUGACUUCGUGACCAUAUCUAAGCACGUUUCAAAUAAUCUCCAGUGGGUGGAGAUCAUGUCUAAGAUUUCCAAGAAAAGUGACGUGUUAGGUAUUGCGCUCACUGGCUGGAGUCGAUAUGACCACUACGGCACUUUGUGCGAGUUAUUACCAGCAGGGAUUCCGUCCCUCGCAUUAUGUUUGAAGGCCAUCGACGAAGGUCAAAUGAACGAGGCCCUGCGUAAAGCGUUAUCUCAGGAACUUGGUUUCAGUGGGAGAAUCGAUGUGGAAGGAACUGAAUACUUUGAUGAAACAGAAAGGUACGGAGACUUCCCAGGCCAUGAGAUCUACGAACUCAGCUGUAAACUGAAGGAUGCUAAUCAUGGACUGGCAUUAGUGCAUAGCACGGAAAAAGGUUGGAUGUUGGAAAGGCAACUUGAAGAAAAUUUUCUCAGUUAUUUCCGUUUGCAUUUUGCACGCUUAAAAAGCAUUCAGGCUGUGAACGCAUACCGUCAAUUGAGGGACGAAGCAUCCAAUCUAUUGUCACAAAUAUAUAGUAAUAACACAGUCAGUGAGUGGCUCAAAGACAAAAUAGACGAUAAAAUAAGGGACGCUGAACUACAAAAAUAUAAAAUAGACGAUGUUGAAAGGAGUUUUGACUGGAGAUAACACAGAUUGUUCUUA